AUGGCACCAGGUGGUUCUGCCAGUCCAACCAUCCCAGUGACUGCAGAAGCCCAGGCAGCACACAAGACCACCGCAAGCAAACCACUACUGUCCAUUAACAAGUCUAUAGCAAAACACAUCUCAGGGUCAGGCAUCAGAAUGGACAUAACCAACACGACCACAGUAAAGAAGAUCCUUACCACUCAUGGACUGGUUCUACCUAUGGCGGGCACCAUACUCAAACAACUUGCUGUGUCUAUCUUCAAACUCAGUAUCUCUGCUAAUCUGGGUGCCACCUACACAGAGAUACUAAGGGCAUUUGCUAUCAUUCUUCAUGACACAGAACAAUCAAUGGACAUGACCAACAUCAUCAAUAGAAUAGAGAACCUUAUUGGAGGCCCACUCACCAUCCUAGAAGAAAAGGUGGAAGAACUUGCAGAAGUCACAGAAAAACACAAGAACACACUGGAAAAUGCAGUACUAGAGGUGCAUGGCAAUCUGAAUGGCUCAGCUGUGGGAAUAGAUAAAGUCACGGAACAUGCAACGCACAUCAUUAACCAACAAGUGCACAAUGACACAGAUCAAAUCAGGUCUGACAGACCGAAAACAUAUGCCACAGUGACCAGAACGGGAAUCUGUUAA
Suillus paluster is the source of this 621-nucleotide messenger RNA. RefSeq lists its product as uncharacterized. The record is from RefSeq and is a predicted model, not a curated record. The coding region runs from base 1 to 621 and encodes 206 amino acids. The transcript has a single exon. NCBI's taxonomy places the organism in Eukaryota, Fungi, Basidiomycota, Agaricomycetes, Boletales, Suillaceae.